GGCUCAAGGCUCGCGCACGCGCACUACCGCCUACCUGCGCCUGGGCCGCCGGUGACCUGGGCCGGGUCCGCCCGGUCGGCUAAGGUUGCUGAGGAGGCGGCGGGUAGCUGGCGGGCGCCGACUUCCGAAGGCCGCCGUCGGGGCGAGGUGUCCUCAUGACUUCUCUUGUGGACCAUGUCCAUGAUCUUUUUUGCCUGUGUGGUACGGGUAAGGGAUGGACUGCCCCUCUCAGCCUCUACUGAUUUUUACCACACCCAAGAUUUUUUGGAAUGGAGGAGACGGCUCAAGAGUUUAGCCUUGCGACUGGCUCAAUAUCCAGGUCGAGGUUCUGCAGAAGGCCGUGACUUUAGUAUACAUUUUUCUUCUUUCGGGGACGUGGCCUGCAUGGCUAUCUGCUCCUGCCAGUGUCCAGCAACCAUGGCCUUCUGCUUCCUGGAGACCCUGUGGUGGGAAUUCACGGCUUCCUAUGACACCACCUGCAUUGGCCUAGCCUCCAGGCCAUACGCUUUUCUUGAGUUUGACAACAUCAUUCAGAAAGUGAAGUGGCAUUUUAACUAUGUAAGUUCCUCUCAGAUGGAGAGCAGCUUGAAGAAAAUUCAGGAGGAGCUCAAGUUGCAGCCUCCAGUGGUUCUCACUCUGGAGGACACAGAUGUGGCAAAUGGGGUGAUGAAUGGUCACACACCGAUGCGCUUGGAGCCUGCUCCUAAUUUCCGAAUGGAACCAGUGACAGCCCUGGGUAUCCUCUCCCUCAUUCUCAACAUCAUGUGUGCUGCCCUGAAUCUCAUUCGUGGAGUUCACCUUGCAGAACAUUCUUUACAGGUUGCCCAUGAGGAAAUUGGAAACGUUCUGGCUUUUCUUGUUCCUUUUGUAGCCUGCAUUUUCCAGUGUUAUUUGUACCUGUUCUACAGUCCAGCCAGGACUAUGAAGGUGGUGCUGAUGCUGCUCUUUAUUUGCCUGGGCAACAUGUACCUGCACGGGCUGAGGAACCUCUGGCAAAUCCUUUUCCACAUAGGAGUGGCUUUUCUGUCUUCAUAUCAGAUACUAACAAGGCAGCUUCAGGAGAAGCAGUCUGACUAUGGAGUAUGAGGAUGACACUGUGAUGAAUGGAUUCUUUGAUUUUCUUUUGAGGAUCAGUCUAUGUUUCUCUUUCUGCUUCUCUACUUUACACUCCAGUUCCCAUCCUUUUCAGCCAACUGGCCUGAAAAACCAGGAAUUGGGGAUGUUAAACAGUUGCAGUGGAAGUCAUGAAGUUGCUUGAUACCCAGCCUUGGUUCUGUGCCGAGCAUUAUUGCAGGAUCUCCAGUUCAGCACGUUUACUUAGGACAGCUGGAUCUGGGGGCUCAUCCAGAAAGAGCUUUAUUGGGAGAGAGAAAGGAAAUAUUUUGGUCUUUUAAGUUCAAUGAUACAGUAAACCACUUGAUUCAAUAACACUGGCUUUAUUAAUUGGCAGUUGUCUCCAAGGAACCACUUUAAAUCCAAAUCAGCUUUCGUCUAAAUAUAACUUGGUUCAUUUUUUUUUUUUUCCAGUGGGUCAGUAAAGGAUGAAUUAAAAACCUAAAAAUAUGGUUCUUAAAUAUAAGCUAGAUAAAUUUUGUUUACAUUUUUUCAGUAUCUUAGGUUUGAUAUACCUUUGGAAUGUUUAAAUAUAUUUUGGAUAUAAAUUGGACUUCAUUUAGGGUGAGGGCAAACUUAAGCUGAGAAAAUGGUUAAGAAAUCUGAGUUAAUUUAUAUGUAACCUUUUAUGGUGGUGGCACUGUGUGGGUACAGAAAUGUUUUAUUUAUUUGCGGGGUAUAUCUGAAUAUUUUAAAAAUUAAUUGAAUAACCGGUACUACUAGAUGAUAAGUUUAUCGGCAUGAGCAGAAAUGAGAAUUUCAGGAUUACUUACAAUUGACCACAACCUGGAGUAGGUAAAUGAACAUGGAUUCAGUGGCACCUUACAGAUCCGCUUGGGAGAGGCUGCUGUCAUCAGCCUUUUCAGUAGAGCUGAGUGCCUGUUAUUUUAAUGAUGAUGACUGCUGUACCCUGUGUACCUGUUUGCAGAGCACCUCCAAAAUUAAUUCCUCCUCUGUACCUUUCCCAGUCAUCUUAAUUAGCUUGAGGGCCUAAUUUUUUAUGAACAAGAGUUAAGUAGCUGUUAACUUUUUAAAGCUUGAUAGAGAUACAACACAUACUCUGGAAAGUUACUGUCUUUCAUUGUCAAAAAAUUGCUUGAUCACAGUUUUCCAGAAUAUGGUUCUGCAUAAGAUCCCUUAGGUCUCCCAAAAUUUCAGCCUGGCUUGUUUAGUACCACUCAGGAGGCCAUUUUGGGAGUUUGUUCUUUGGAUUGUUCUUGGUAGAAGUCUGGAAUCUGAAUAGUUCAACCACAGUUGCACGGAACGCUUUGAGUGUUCAACUGCAUUAUGUGGUCUUGAUAAAUUUUUAAAAAUCCUAUUUUGAUAGUUUUUAAAAGUGGAAAACCAUUACAAGAGUUGAGUAGAUAGGGAAUGUAAGAAUGUAGUUUUAGAAAAUUCAGUUAUAUUUGGUUAUCAUUGGUAUUAUAUUGUUACUGAGCUACCUUGUUAUCAUUUUAAGAAAGAUAAGUUUAUAUACUGGGAACUAUGUUGGGAAAAUGUUGCCAUAGUAACUUUAUUUUUUAUAAUAGAAUUUUCUAUUUUUGACCAAACAUAAAAUAUCUGGAUAUGGGCCAGGCAUGAUGGCCCACACCUGUAUUCCCAGCACUUUGGAAAGCCAAAACAGGAGAAUCGGUUGAGGCCAGUAGUUUGAGACCAGCCUGGACAACAUAGUAAGAUUCGUCUCUACAAAAAAAAAAAAAAAAAAAAAAACUUGCCAGAUGUGAUGGCACAUGCCUGUAAUCCCAGCACUUUGGGAGGCUGAGGCAGGAGGAUCCCUUGAGUCCAGGAGUUUGAGGCUUCAAUGAGCUAUAAUCAUACCACUGCACCCCAGCCUGCAUGACAGAGUAAAACCCUGUCUCUAAAAAAUCUGAAUAUGAAAAUUAUAUUGGCAACAUACUCAGACAUAAACUCCAAAGUUGUCUGUCCGCUGAUUUCACAUCUGCAUAAUUUUCUGCAUACCCAGCAGGUGAAUUUUCAGUUUUUCUGGGAGACAAUUUUGAAGAGAUGGUGAAAUAGAAUGGGAAUUUAAGGAGGGGAGGUAAAUUGUUUUAAAUGAGAAGAACAAAAACGUUUUAAAAGUCAAUAAGAACACUUUGGGAGGCCGAGGUGGGCGCAUCACAAGGUCAAGAGAUCGAGACCAUCCUGGCCAACAUGGUGAAACCGCAGUCUCUACUAAAAAUACAAAAAUUAGCUAGGCACGGUGACGUGCGCCUGUAGCCCCAGCUACUCAGGAGGCUGAGGCAGGAGAAUCUCUUGAACCCAGGAGGUGGAGGUUGCAGUGAGCCAAGAUCGAGCCACUGCACUCCAGCCUGGCGACAAAGCAAGACUCCGUCUCAAAAAAAAAAGUCGGUGAGAACAGCUUGAAAAUAGACUGUUUUCUUUUUAAGCCUGUGUGGCAUUGGGUUGCCGUGUAGACCUGUACCCCGGGUGCUUUGGGCAUCUGAGCCUAUGAUCCAUAUUCAGUAGGCAGUAAAGAAACGGUCCUUGAAGAUGAGUCCUUCCUGGUAAUGCUUCCUGACCACCAAAGCACUACCAAAGAUGUUACCCACACCAGGUUGAAUGUGUGGAUAUCAGUUAACAUCCACAUGGGGUGAGAUUGACUUUUGCAAACAAAAGGGAAAAGAUGCAGUAGAAAAACAGUACAAGUAAUGACCACAAAAACAUUGUUUGACUGAAAUCCAGCUAGCUAAAAGAAUCCUCAGCUCACUGAAGGAAGAGACUGAUAAUAGGAAAGAAGUUCUGGUGAUUUCAUCCAAGGGAAAUCCCCAGGCUUAGGUUUGACUUGGUUCAGGGUUGGAGGUUUAUAUAGCCUCUUGUGUGAUCCUUGAUACCAGCAAACUGGUUCCAAAUCCCAGGAAUUAUCCUCACUCCACCAUGGACUCACUGUUGUUGUAGCACUUUUGUUUUCCCAGUAGUUAAAUGCUACCUGUGCAGCUGAUCUUACUGGGCUAGAUCUGGGAAUAGAUGAAAUAAUGUUGAAAACAAAACUUUAGAGGUGCCUUCUGGUAUCAGAUGCUGCAAGGCCUUGAGCAUCCAAGUAUGUUAAGUCCCAUCUACUGUAUCAGGGCCAGAGUGUGGCUCAGUGCUCUUAGGAAGGGUUUCUCAACCAAGGGGCCAGAGCCCAAAAGGUUUCGCCUUCCCUAAUAUCCUAAUGAAGGAAACAUGUAAAUCUGUUUUCCCCUGUUAGGCUAGCCUUAUUGUGAUGAGGACUGUACCUGGCUUUCCUUUUCCUGGGUGGAGACAGCUGGGGCAUAUUCAGGUGGCAUUCCCUCUCAGUACCAGAGGUCCCACUGCCUGCAGCUGGAGGCAUGUGACCAUAAGCUCCUGAUUUUGCUUUUUGGGCUUGCAUCCCUCUUUUCUGUGAACUCGAGAAUGCUGGAAUUAAAACAUGUAAGCAUUUUCAUUAAAUGAGCUUGAGCUCCUCUGUUCUUUUCUGGGUGCUCUUGUUCUCCAACUCUCCUGCCUCUUUCUACCUCUGCCCUAUACACUCCAGCUCUGGAGACAGAGGCUGAAACGAGUCUCUGGAGGGAUGAGAAAACCACCUUUAAUUGUAACGAAUGAGGUGGGUAGACGAGCUUCAGAGUGGGAGCAGAUUGCACUGAGGUUCAACUCUCCCACCCAUGCCUGGGAGUCAAGUCUUGGAGAGGAGUAACACUCUUGGUGGUCAGCACAGCUCAGAGUCAAAGACAACAGCCAGCAGGCCAGCAGCAAGGCUGGCUGUGUGAGGCACAGGAAGCAGGGCAUAGAUAGGGAGCAGAGCUAGGGGUUCUCUCUUUGCUGGAAGAUAGCAGCUGCCCCUUGGCAUAUGGGGGUUGCACACUGCACCUUGCAGCCAGGGCUGCCAUUUGCUGUUCUGUGAAGGAGUUGGCCUCAGUUUCCUCAUCUGGUAAAUGGUGAUAACAUCAGUCUGCUCCCCCAGGGUGCUGUUAUGAGGGUCAAAAGUGGUAGUGGAGGGGAAUACCGGGUGAAUCCACCAUGUGUGGGAGGAGAAAGGCUUUACAUUCACCUGGUACAUGAAGGUUUUUCUGCUUCAGGCAGCACAGCACAGCCAUUUCCUCUGGCCUUUACAAAAAGGCAUUUUGUUAUACUACAGUGUAAACAACCUCAAUUUUUCACUUCAAAAGGUAUCAGCCCCUUUUCUUCCCACCCUGGACCUGCCUUUCACCCCCUGGGCACAGAGCGCAUGGUACUAUUGGUGUUUGGUUUAUUCCAGGAUCCAGGGAACUGGUUCUGCUGGUUGGACCAAACCUCAUGAGCCAGCCACCCCUGACCCAAAUGAGGAGAGCUCUGAUUCUCCCAUCUGGGAGCAGUGAUGUCAAACUUCUGUUGCUGGGGAAAUCUCAUCAGCAGGGAGCCUGUGGAAAAGGGCUUGUCAGUAAAAUCUGGGAAUGGCUGGAUAUGGAAACAUCUGCCCAUGUGUGCUGAUGGCAGAGCUGUUGCCCACAAGCGCCUUUUGUUUAGGGUAAAAUUAACAAACCCAUUCUGUUCCUCCGACCCAUGCUUGGUACAUAUAACCUUCUUUAACCCUUACAUUUAUAUGAUUCUGGGGUUGCUUCAGAAGUAUUAUUUCAUGAAUCAUUCAUAUGAUUUGAUCCCCCAGGAUUCUAUUUUGUUUAAUGGGCUUUUCUAUUAAGAGCAUAAAAUACUGAGGCUGAUUUAGUCAGGGCAAAACCAUUUACAUAUUCAUUUUAAAUACUUGCUGUUCGUGUUACACAAGCUUCUUACGGUUUUCUUGUAACAAUAAAUAUUUUGAGUAAAUAAUUGGUACAUUUUAACAAACUCAUAGUAGUACAACCUAAACUUGUAUGAAAGUAUGUAAAAAUGUUGUAUAGCCAUUUAUAUCCUAUGUGUACAUAAAUGAGGUGGCUUUAGAAAGGGCAGAAUAAAUCUAAAGUGUUUAUUAA
This is a messenger RNA of Piliocolobus tephrosceles (Ugandan red Colobus), 6017 nucleotides long. It is a transcript of the gene SEC22C, whose product is annotated as SEC22 homolog C, vesicle trafficking protein. Gene Ontology annotation, biological process: endoplasmic reticulum to Golgi vesicle-mediated transport. Bases 175 to 1086 code for a protein of 303 amino acids. The transcript has 7 exons. NCBI's taxonomy places the organism in Eukaryota, Metazoa, Chordata, Mammalia, Primates, Cercopithecidae. The record is from RefSeq and is a predicted model, not a curated record.